CUCAAACCAGAGCUGCCGUCGCCAGAAGCGAGAACGCCAAUCGCGCGCAAAUUUUUGCCUUCUGAAACUCUGCGAAAGAAAACGGUCAUGUCUCAGAGCGCAGGUAUGAUUGCAGUCCUCCUAACAGCGCUGUUCGCUGUCACCCUCGCAAUUCCCGGAGGCUGGUCGACGAAGCAACCCUCGUCGAGCCCGAAGUACAAAGAACUGGCCCACUUCGCUGUGGCUCAGCGCGUUGAAGGUCUGCAGAAGUACGACACAGUUCUCGAGCUCACAAAGGUGGAGACUCAGGUAGUUGCUGGCGUCAACUACCGCAUAACCUUCACCAUUGCCGGAUCUGAUUGCACAAUAGGUGAAGUUGAGUACAACGCUGAACGUUGCCCACCGAAGGAUAAUCAGGCAAAGGCAACCUGCACAGCCGUAGUCUACGAGAGGCCCUGGGAACACGUCCGAACCCUCACUUCCCUGAACUGCGCUUGAAUUUAGGCCUUGUCGCGAAGUCUUCAAGAGAAAGCUAUAAAAUUAUCAAUCUUUCAUAGAAAGAGUUGGUCAUAGGUGUGAUUACGGUAACUUAUGAUUGCGUAAUGCCAUGUAAUUACUGGUGUAUCAUUUGAACUAGUUACGAAUGGGAAAUUCUGCAACGACAUAAUAAAAAUAAAAAUCCAUUAUGUAGGUGAGCCAUAUUGUCAAUUUUAUAACAGUCGAUGGCAGUUCCCGAAUAAAGAAUUCAAUGUUUUAUUUUUAAUUUCA
Molecule: messenger RNA, 747 nt
Organism: Dermacentor andersoni
Lineage: Eukaryota; Metazoa; Arthropoda; Arachnida; Ixodida; Ixodidae
Product: cystatin-2-like
Cellular component (GO): vesicle; cytoplasm
Molecular function (GO): cysteine-type endopeptidase inhibitor activity
Source: RefSeq, a predicted model, not a curated record